AGUUUCAAGCUAGGUUGAGAUAGGUUUGGGAUUAUGAUGCACAAUGGAGUAUCUGUCAAGAGUGUCAAGCAAUACAUUCUUUAUAUUAACUUGGAGUUUCGUGAUUUCUCCGACUACUGCGCAUUACUGUGUAUGGGGCUUAUGUGAAUCGUCACAGUAUUGUUGCGACGAAAAUGUAUGCUGCAGCUACAGAGACUACGACAUAUGGAUCACUGUGGUCAUCAUAGCUGGAGUUGUAAUUGGGAUGAUACUGGCUGGUACAUGUCUUUACUAUAAUCUAUGCCGUAUCUACCUUUAUCUACAAAAGAGAUACUAUGGCAUCAGUUCCGUGUCGAUGCCAUCAGAAUUUGAUUCCGAUGGAAAAUCAAUAAAACUAUCAUUUCAGGAGUAAAUACAAUUAAGUGACUCUCUUCAUCAUACCAAAUAUGUAAAAUUCCACCUUUAAUUAUAAAUAACAGUAAAUUAGGUAAAAUUA
Temnothorax curvispinosus is the source of this 475-nucleotide messenger RNA. RefSeq lists its product as uncharacterized. The transcript is spliced from 3 exons. The coding region runs from base 44 to 391 and encodes 115 amino acids. The record is from RefSeq and is a predicted model, not a curated record. NCBI's taxonomy places the organism in Eukaryota, Metazoa, Arthropoda, Insecta, Hymenoptera, Formicidae.